CCCAAAUGGUAAAUUAGUUGGAUAAAACCUUACGAGUUUGUUUGGUUCCAAAGUUAACCACAAAGUUUUAAUGCUUUUAUUGCAUUGGUCCAUUUCAUUUUUGUAGCAUGGAUGAAUGAUAAAUGUGUCAAUUUAAUUUGGACUUCAUUCAUGGUAAUGCAUGAGAGGAUGGAAGUACUUAUGAUAGUCCUUCAUGGGCUCUAAGUAACGGUGGAUUGGAUAGUAAUAAACUAUCUAGUGGGAAACUAUGAACAAUCAUAGGUGUGUAAAACCUAUGGCGUGUGGCAAGUGGGGACUUGUGAGUCAAGUCUAACUAAGCCAGAAUGUUUGCCAAGAUUAUGUUCGAAGUAAGUUGAACAUAGUACGAAAGAGUAUACCUCCAAUGUGUUGGAGAUGAAAUUUGGUUUAUGCACGUUUAAAGGAUUGCAUUACGAGUAAGCCAUAAGCGAUAAGGAAUUCUAAUUCCUAAGAUGCUUGUGAUGACAUAAUAAUUUGUUUAUUAUGUAUGUGGUUUAGGACUUGAUGUUUCCUAUGCCACGAGGGCAAGGAAAAAUAAAGCUAUGAUUGAUCAUUAUAGGGAUCUAAUAAGCUUGCCAAAUGAUGGAUGUCAUCAAGAUAAGCAUUAGUUCAUAAUUGUUUAUGGUAUAAGUACACUAUACCAUUGGAAAAUAAUUUGACUAUGAUUAUCGACGUGGAGCUAGUUGCCAGAACUGUUUAUGGUAUAUAUAGAUAUAUAUCAUUGGAAAACAUUUGGCAUGAGAGCUCAAUUGAGAUGAUCUUAUUGAACUUAAAGUCAGGAUUACUUAUGGUAUAUUUAUGAAGUUUAUACCAUUGGAAAGUAAUUAGACAAUUGGAUAAGAAAUUUGUUUGAAUUACUUGUGGUAUAUCAUGUUACACAAAUGAAAUGUCAUUGGUAAGUAAUUAGAUGGGAUUUCCAUUACUGGAAUGCAUCUGAAUUACUUAUGACUUCUCAAGUUGCCUUGAUCAAUACCAUUGGUAAGUAAUUAGAUGAUAUUUCUAAUAAAAUCUGAAUUGUUUGUGGUAUGCUAAUCGAGUGAGAUCAUACUAUUGGUAAACAAUUAGAUACACAUAGUGGUUGGCAAGUUCAAUAAGUAAAACCAUGGAAAAUAAAUGGGAUUAUUCCAUGAUGUUUGGCAAAGGGUAGAGUUGUGAGGGAGAAAAGCUAGCCAUUGUUUCGGCUACUAUCUCAAGACCCUACAAUGGGACGCAAACCUAUCCAUAAGACAAAAGUGGAAAGGUAAAAGAAGUCAUACUUGAAAGUAUGAAGGUGUCCAAUGAGAAAGGGAGAGUCCCUAAACCUUGUGGAGUUAACCUAGUCCAAGGGUAUAACUUAUGAGUAAACUCUAGCAUAUAUUGACGUUAUGUCAGAGAGCUAGAAUAUUUAUUGAUGUUGAUCCACUCUUUCCAAAGAGAUGAUUUUGACCAUAUGCAUGUAUGUAUAUGAACAACAUUCCCCAAACCGGAAACGUUGGUUUCAGCAACUAUGGCAAAAUAGUUGAAAUGUGGGGGAUAAAUUGGGGAGAAGUGAUGUAGAGGAAUGUCGCUUGGGUGAUUCCAAAGUGAAGUGAUGUGAAUACUUAGGAGUUCUACGUAAACCCUAAGUUAAGUCAUAGAUGUCACUACAUUUGAAGAGAUACUUGUGAAACUCAAGUGCUCUAAGGUUAAUGAAGUAGAGAGACUUCAACACCGUUGGCAUGCGUUUUGAUUAUUGCAAGGCAAUAAAAUCAAGGCAAACACACAUGAUGUGUAGUGAAUCGAAAAGAGACGAGUCUUUGGUGAAUUUUACCCAAAGGAACUCACUGGGUGAACCAAAAGCCAUAGUCCAUUAAUGGAUAGGCAUUUAUGGUUAACGAGGAGCAGUAUCUUGGAAAAAAUCCAAGUUAAGACCGGUGAAGUUGAGUAGUUUGGCCCGCAAAGAUUGGCGUUAAUAAAACGCAUUUGUGCACAAAAUGGUUAUUGAAAGGGCUAGAAGUGUUAUGUGAAAAUCUCGUCGUAGAAACAUAACAUUAUUGAUUGGUUAAUUUCCAGCGAAGUUAUCGGAGAUGAUCAGUUUAGAUCAAGUGAUAACAAACGUGGGGCCCAUCUAGAAAUUAAUUUAAGCAUCAAAGGGAAUGUACUCGUGGCCUAGGACAAAUCAUCAUGGCGGUAACUCUACCUAAGCAGGAUGGGCAGACCCAACCUCUAGGUUCAAGGAGAAAACAAAGUUGUGAAUGAUGGUCCGACAUUGUCAAAUUAUUCAAAGUCCUUUCUCAUGAUGAGACAAUGUCCAACUAUAAGGGUAACUACAGAUGGAAGUUUUUUAAUGGCUUCUAAGUUUGACACAGGAUGUGAUCAAAUAGUGUAUUUUUGGAAUACAUGUUUAGAAAUCACCUAUGUGAGUGUGAAGUGGAGCCGCUUCAAGGAGAAUAAAAGAAGGCCAGUUCUCUAAGCACUCAUGAGACCAGGCGGUGUUCAUGGCUAAAACGAACACAACAAUGAGAACCAGUGAACGGAUAAGAGUCAGUUGUGUGACAUAUGUUGUUUUAGUAUACAAGCAAAACCGACGGUUCAAAGAUAUCACAUCUACCGAUUGGUGAGUAUACUCGAUAUAUGUUCACUAAGGAAGGUUCAAAGGGAAACCUACCUAUUCCGAUGCAACUAAUUCUUAGUCGAGAAUCACACGAUUUUUUGCAUAUUUUUUAAAGUACAACAUUCUCCAUUCAUGUGGGGGAUUGUUGGGAUUUUUAGUGGUGUGAAUGGAAAUAAAAGGGGAAAGUUUCAAGAGAGUGUGGUUUUUUACAUCGGUUUUUUCCCGGUACCAAAAUUCUGUCAAAAUCCAAAACUAGUAUUCUUCAUUCUUUUUCAAAGAGAAAAACGAGUCAAGUAUGGUUCUCGCCGGUUCACUGUGUUCGAUGGGUUCCGGGGUUUGAGGUACCGCUACGGCGGAAAAGGUACGUCCUUUCUAUCCUGGGAGGAAUCAUUCCAGAACCUUGGGUACUUGAGGGGAAUAAGAUUCCUUAAGAAGAGAUAGUGAAUUCUAUCGGCUAGGAUGCUUGCAUGUGUCUUUGAAUUUUUUUUCUUCUUAAUCUUAUGUGUUUGCUUGUGUUGCAAGAAAAUAUUGUUCACAUAUACUAUUUUCUUGCAACAAUAAUUAUGUAUGAAUUCUUGAUUUGAGUAUCAUCAAACCAUAAAAUGCAACACCUAAGCUAAUACGUGGAGGAGGUAGGUUGAAGAUAGAAUGGGUUGUAGUAGCCCCUAGAUUUAAAAUAUAGAUAAAAUUACAUGUAAAACUCGUAACAAAUUUAAGAAAUAAAGUAAUCAACGAGACAUUAGCCCCCCCCCCCCCCCCCCCGAAAUAUCACAGUUCAAGUCAGCCCCCCCCCCUCUCAUCGAGACCUCCACCACUGCUAAUACUUAUUAAAAAAAAUGACUGUUUUAAGUAAUGUGUCUAUAUUUGUCGAGUUAUGUCGAUACUAUUUGAAAUUUUAAAAUAAAAUUAUCAAAUAAAACCUCUAAUUAUAAUGUCAAGCCAACCAUCAUCCUAAACAAAACUAGAAUUAAGAUCUCAAAAGUAAUCUCAUCCCUAGUAAAUAGAAUUAGCAAUCCUGAUGACGAGCAUUUCUACUAUGCUAUAUAGCAUUGGUGCUUUAAUGUACAACUUGAAGUUGUACCAUAACCCCUCAUCAUAAUCUCAGAUUCGCUGAACAUACUGGUCAUUUCCCAUUGAGUAAACUAUGAAGUAUUGUGUAUGCAUACAUCACAACAAUAAAAAGGCCAUAUAUUUCCACAAUCCCUAAUACCGUCGAGUCCUAUGUGCUCUUCCUCUAAUCCCGCGCAUUGAGGCUCUUCCAGUUCACUUCCCCGCCGCACGGACAGUCGGCCACAGUCGACCCACGGCGACUCUGCUCUGCGCCUCUCAGUAUCACCGGUUUCCCGAAUCCGACGCCGUUCCUGGUUUAGAAAACUCUCACCGGAUUUCACUUUCGGCCGGUAAUACCCCUUCUUGUUUGAUUUUUUAUUGGAUGAGUUUGUGGUUUGUUCUCUGCUAUUCAGGCCGGAGACCACAAGGUCUUUCCCGGAGACUCCGGUGAGAUGCGAGAUCGGCGGCCAAAAUUUUGGGUGGUGCCGACGUACCGUUUCACCUGACUACCUCUCAUUAAUGUUAAUUAACAUCCCACUUUUUACUGCCUGCCAUUAAGGGCUCUUUUACUGCUGGUGUCUUCACUGUUAAGGCUUUUGAAUUGUUUAACGUGUUUGAGUUUUAAUUCUCCUUUAUAUCUAUUUAAUAGAAUUGGUAUUUUAGUCUUUAAUUCAUUUUUACCGAGGUCCAAUUGCUGGAUAUGCAACUUCAUCAAGCGGUUCAAGCAUGAGCUGAAGCUGCAGAGGCUCGAGUCGUUGUUGCGCAGCAGAGAGUUACCCGGCGACUGGCUUUGUUGGGCCGAUCCUGCAUUCAAUGCCCCUCCGUUAAGAAUUAAAACUCCAUUUGUUGGAGGUAUUCGUCCGUUUCGGACGAUUAAAGCUUUAUUAUGAGCUUUUAAAUCAUCAUUCAUUUGAUGUUAUUAGGGGAAUAAUUCCCUAUUCAUGUGGGUCAGCGCAAUUAUUUUCUUUGUUGACCUUUUGAUUGGAAGCUACCGGCAUCUAAUUUAUUUGAUGGUAUUAGGUGCCCUACAACGGCUCUAAAGGGAAUAGAGUUUUACUCGACAAUGGCAAGUUUCGUUAAUAGUAAUUAUAGGCCUUCAAUGUGUGCUUUAUUAGCAUUUAAUGGGUAUGACUAACCAAUGGGAUACACGCAAGUUUGAUCUUUUACAUAUAAAUAAACGAGCUUUUGAAGUGGGGUGGAUAUUUGGUCUCCCAAAUUGGUUUAAUUGAGAUUAUCUUAAUUAUUUGGAAAAAGACUUGGAGUAUCCAAGUCCCGCCUAAGUUCAAAUUUUUCAUAUGGCAAUGCCUCAAAGUCAUACUUCCCACAGUAGUGACCAUUCAAUCUCGUGGAGUCAACUGUCUCAACCGAUGCUCUGUCUGCUGGAGACAUCGAGAAAGCAUUGAACAUUUAUUCUUCAGAUGCCCCCUAGCCACCAGAUUGUGGACUUUAGUGGGGUUGAGCAACUUUAUUGAGACCGCCCAGACUGUUAACUUUAGUCUACGGUGGCGACAUGUCAUGGUCUCCGAGACCUCCCAAUUCCACAUUCUCCAAUGCGUCUGUUUACUUUGGAGAAUCUGGAAGUCUAGAAUUAAAGUGACCUUCGAAUUUAUCCAACCCCAUGUCCGUUCCCUAGCCAGACAGUUCUACAACCAGGUCCUCGAAUUGUCCAUUCUUCUUCCUCCUCCUCCGCCCCGCAGCUCUCUAGUCCCAGUUCAUCCUGCCACCACUUGGGUCCCUCCACCAGAAGACUUUUUGAAGAUCAACGUAGACGUAGCUGUUUGUGCCACCGGUUGUUCGUCUGGGCUUGUUAUCCGUGGGCCAGACGGGCAUGUGGUGUUGGCGCUCGGGCUGCAGCAUCAAGGAAUAGUCUAUCCUUAUAUGGCAGAGCUUCUAGCUUUUAGAGACGCCAUCUCCAUCGUAGCCUCAAGAUCCUUGACCCACGUGAUAGUCGAAGGUGAUUCCGAAGUGGUGGUCUACCAAGUCCGACAAGGCGUCUUUGAAGUCUCAAUUGGUGGUCUGGUGUUACGAGAGUGCCUUCAGAUCCUUAGCUCUUUGUCUAUUUGUAUAGAGUUUAGGGCGGUACAUAGAUCCUCCAAUAGUGCUGCCCAUAGAGUGGCGCGUAAAGCACUGCUUUUGUCUCGUGUAGAGCUAGAAUCUUUUGAUUUUUUGGGGUGGGUUCUUUAGAAUCUGUUAGGGGUUCCUGGGUGGAAUUGUAAGUUUAACUAUUUUCUUUCAUUGAUAUCACUCAGGAAAAAAAAAAGAAGUUGUACCAUAACAUUAAAUGUAUAAGUUAGGUUGUACCAUAAAGGAAUUUGUAUCAUUAUGUUAUGGUACAACUUUACAACUUGAAGUUGUACCAUCACAUAAGGUACAAGUUUAAGUUGUACCAUAAAAGAAUUUGUACAAAAAGUAUAGGUACAAUUUAAAGUUGUACCAUAACGCUAAAGGUACAAUUUUAAGUUGUACCAUAAAGGCAAAAACCUAUAGCACCAAUGCCAGUGGCGUAGCUAGGAUUUUGUUUAAGGUGGGUUCACCUCAAAAAAAAAUAUGAUAAAAUAGUUUUUUUAAUAUAAUCUUACAUUGAAA
Messenger RNA from Linum trigynum, 6226 nucleotides. Lineage: Eukaryota; Viridiplantae; Streptophyta; Magnoliopsida; Malpighiales; Linaceae. The record is from the annotation of a GenBank genome assembly.